UCAAAGGAAUUUUGGAUGAGAAACAAAAAUCUGUUUGAAGAAGUCUGCAGGCCUGAUCUGUCAUACAGUUCACUUGUAUUAGACACACAAGGAAGAGUUUCUUCAUCCAAAAUAAAGAAAGGUAAGAGGAAAAAGGGCAAAAUGAGUCGCCCCAAAAAGCUCAAGACAUACAUUCCAGAGGACAGACAAGAAAUCUCUCCCAGUGACCUGCUGAAAACAAAUAAAAACAUCCUCCUCGUUGGGAAGCCUGGAAUUGGAAAGACAGCACUGAGUCAUGAAAUUUUAAAACUCUGGGCAGAAAGAGACAGCAGGGAGCUUGAAUACAUGUUUUACUUUGACAUGAGGGAAAGAUCUCUCGUCAGAGAUGGGAUGAGCUUGGAGGAACUUCUUUUCAGUGCAUACAGUGAACCAGAUGAAGACAAAGAAGAAGUCUUUCAGGACAUAAAGAAGUAUUCUGACAACGUUACAGUUGUUUUUGAUGGAAUCACAGAUCUCUCUUCUUCAGUGGUGCGUAGAAUUGUAGAGAAGGACCUCCUUCCUAAUGCCAAGGUCAUCAUAACCUGCAGACCAGAUGACGAAGACUUAUUUUCUGGAGACUUUGACAGAGUGGAAGUGAAAGGCUUCAGUGAGCAGACCAUUGAAAAAUACUUCUCUGCGAUGCUUGGCAUGGAACAGAAGAAGGUUCUCAGCAACCUGGAGUUGUUAACUCUUUGCCAUGUCCCGAUGUAUGCACUGAUGGUGGCGGUCUGUUUUUUAUAUGAGACACCAGAAGACUCACCACAGCCAUGCAGUAUGACUGAAAUAUACAUCAACAUUGUUCAUUUUUGUCUUCAAACAAGCAGCAACAAAAAACAUAAAAAUCUCAAUACCUUAAUCAAGCAGAAGAGUGCAGAUCUACUGACGUUGGCGGAGGCUGCUUUUCAUGCAACUGAAGAAAAAACUGUGAGCUUGACCGACCUGCACUGUGAAGACAGCUGUGUCCUUUCCUUCCUGAAACCACUUGUUAUCAAAGUGGCUCCCAUUGAGACAACAACAACAUACGCUUUUCUCCAUUACACAAUGCAGGAGUUCUUUGCAGCAAUGUGGCUCUUGAAGAAUCCAGAUAAGAUUAAGGAGGUUUUUCAGCAAUGCCUCACGGAGGAGAGGAAGCACAUGAAACAUAUGAUCCCUUUCAUGUGUAGAUUGUUGACUAAGAAGAGCCCAAGUUUGAUGGAGCAUCUGAUUCCAGCUCAGGAGUUAAAAAAGACAUCUAACUUGUUCUUUAAGGAAAUGAUAAGCACAUUUUUCUCUGGUCAGUGUAUGGAGGAAGAGGCUCAUACUGAGGACACUGGGCUUGAUGUGGGCAUACUGUUCUUAUGCCAAUGCUUGUUUGAGUCGCAGUGUCCUGACACAUGCACCAGCUUUCUGGAAAAACUGGAGUACCAACUUGAUCUCAGCAGUGAGAGUCUUGAUUCCUAUCUUUGCUGUGCUGUGGCCUAUGUGGUCUCUCAGUCAAAGGAGAGGAAAAUACAGCUGAACCUUGAAGAUGUUUCUGUAUCAGCACAAGGAAUGAGCUGUCUGUAUGGAUGCCUUUUCAAGGUCCAGUGGUGUGACCCUCUGCCCAAACAGCUGUGGGAAAUUGUUCUUCUAAGUGAAGAAAAGUUGAUUGACCUCAGGUUACUCGACCUUGAUGGAAAUCAGUUACACCUUCUCAAACAGCUGUUUGAAAGAGCAGCGUAUGUCAUACAGAAUAAUCCCAGGAAGAUAAAUGUCUGCCUUCACUGGGACAAUAGAGCAACUACUGCCUGCCAAAGUCUGUGUGGGUCCCUCCUGGAGGUUUUGUCAGACAUCAGGUCACUCAGCUUCAGGAUGGCCCACCAAGAUCCAGAACAAGAAGACCAGGAGCCAGGCCAUGGGACACUAGAGAGAAGGAAAAAGAAGCUGUUACUGGAUUUAUGCCUGCAAGCAGCACUUGACAAAGAAGAGAGCUUUCACCAUGUUGUGUCUCAGCUCGUCUCUUUGUUUUCUGUUGACAAACACUUGCAUAACUUUUUUGUUGAUUUGUAUCAACAUGUCAAGAGUGAAGGGUGUUUAAGUGUUAUUCCAAAACUGGGUCAACUUUUUGAGUCAGCUGCUGGUGUCUGGUCCAUAAACCUGUCAGAGAUCAACACCUCCAUCCUCCUGGAAGUGCUGAGACUCCGUCCAGAGAAGACUCCAGUGAAGCUGACGGGCUGUCCAGAUGAAGAGAGUGAAGUGAGGAGCUUCCUUCAAUGUCUGCCUCAUAUCUCACAGCUCAGCUUCAGGAUGACCCACCAAGAUCCAGAACAAGAAGACCAGGAGCCAGACCAUGGGACCCUAGAGAGAAGGAAAAAGAAGCUGUUACUGGAUUUAUGCCUGCAAGCAGCACUUGACAAAGAAGAGAGCUUUCACCAUGUUGUGUCUCAGCUCGUCUCUUUGUUUUCUGUUGACAAACACUUGCAUAACUUUUUUGUUGAUUUGUAUCAACAUGUCAAGAGUGAAGGGUGUUUAAGUGUUAUUCCAAAACUGGGUCAACUUUUUGAGUCAGCUGCUGAUGUCUGGUCCAUAAACCUGUCAGAGAUCAACACCUCCAUGCUCCUGGAAGUGCUGAAACUCAGAUCAGAGAAGACUCCAGUGAAGCUUACCGGCUGCUUUGAUGAAGAGAGUGAAGUGAGGAGCUUCCUUCAAUGUCUGCCUCAUAUCUCACAGCUCAGUUUCUCUGAGGGGGUUAAAAGAGGAGUCGAGUUGUGUGGACGUCUGUUCUGUGCAGCAGCAGAGAGAGAACAGCAGACAGGAGAGAACACAGUGCAGCUGUUAUCAUCAGUGUGCACAUAUGAAGCAUUCUCCUACCUUGACGAGCCGGAUUUCUUUCUGGAGCUGUACUCCCACAUGAAGGACUGUGAGACUAAAACAGGCUUGAGAGUUCUUCCAUCAUUACAGUCAGUUUUCCAGUCAGCUCCUGCUGUCUGGUACAUUGACCUCUCGAAGAGAAAGACCUCCAUCCUCCUGGAAGUGCUGAGACUCCGUCCAGAGAAGACUCCAGUGGAGCUGACGGGCUGUCCAGAUGAAGAGAGUGAAGUGAGGAGCUUCCUUCAGUGUCUGCCUCAUAUCUCACAGCUCAGCUUCAGGAUGACCCACCAAGAUCCAGAACAAGAAGACCAGGAGCCAGACCAUGGGACCCUAGAGAGAAGGAAAAAGAAGCUGUUACUGGAUUUAUGCCUGCAAGCAGCACUUGACAAAGAAGAGAGCUUUCACCAUGUUGUGUCUCAGCUCGUCUCUUUGUUUUCUGUUGACAAACACUUGCAUAACUUUUUUGUUGAUUUGUAUCAACAUGUCAAGAGUGAAGGGUGUUUAAGUGUUAUUCCAAAACUGGGUCAACUUUUUGAGUCAGCUGCUGGUGUCUGGUCCAUAAACCUGUCAGAGAUCAACACCUCCAUGCUCCUGGAAGUGCUGAGACUCAGAUCAGAGAAGACUCCAGUGGAGCUGACAGGCUGUCCAGAUGAAGAGAGUGAAGUGAGGAGCUUCCUUCAGUGUCUGCCUCAUAUCUCACAGCUCAGGUAAAUGAAUUACUCUUCACACCACAGUGUACACCUGUUAAGGUUUGCUCCUCCAUCUGAAUCCUCUCACUGUAAGAUUGAAUUAUCCAAUAACACAUGAUGAUGAAAUGUGUAACAUACUCCCAGAAAUCCUAAUUUAGCUGAACAACUGCUUUCUGAAGUUUUUAAAAAUAUAGAAUGAAACAGGUCCAAACUUGUGAUGGUCUAUUUCAGUCUUUGGAGCUAAUUGAUGAUGAAUUAUUUACCAGUAAAUAAACAGCUGCUGAAUUAGAGGUUUGAAAGAUAUUCAUUUUGAAGAGUGAACGAGAUGAUUCAAUAACAGCAUGAAAAACAAUCUGUAUUAACCAAUCAAAUCAAUAAAUGUACCACAUGAAG
Messenger RNA from Labrus bergylta (ballan wrasse), 3929 nucleotides. The record is from RefSeq and is a predicted model, not a curated record. Lineage: Eukaryota; Metazoa; Chordata; Actinopteri; Labriformes; Labridae.